ACCCUCAAGACCCACGCGCUGCAAAGCACAAAAUAUUUCAGAGAGCCGCCGGGAAAACGCGGCUAGGGCUUCGAUUUUUCAGCGUCAGAAGAGAGGAGAGACACAAUGUUUCCAGGAAUGUUCAUCAGGAAGCCAGACAAAGAAGCUGCUUUGAAGCAGCUUCGGACCCACGUCGCCAUUUUUGGGGCUUGGGUUGCCGUGAUCCGAGUUACCCCUUACGUUCUUCACUACUUGUAUGGUGAAAAGGACGAGCUCAGACUCGAAUUCUAGAUCCCGCCCCUUUCCUUCUUAUGAGUUGAAAAUGGUAAAGAUAUGGAACCACUUAUGGAGUCUUAUCACAAAAAAAAAAAGAAAAAAGGAAAAAGAAAAAAGGGGAACCACUUACAGAGCAACUCCAUGUGAAGGCUCCAGCAUUGAGCAAUUGAGAAUGGUGAUGGGAAAGAGGUCUAAAGCAUUUAAUAAAAAAAUGAAGGGUUAUCGAAUGAUAUAGGGAUGCCGACACAGCUGGUCAUGCCAAUUCACCAAAAUAACAUUGUAUUCUAGUCUACGUCAAAAUCAAAAUUUGGUUUGGAUUCUGUCAAAUCUGAUGUCACUUCAGCAUUCAAAUCAAAGCUAAACCAUUUAUUUGAUGUAACUUUUAUUGGUAUAUAUAUAUAUAUAUAUAUUUUUUUUU
Messenger RNA from Ziziphus jujuba (common jujube), 673 nucleotides. Its product is annotated as mitochondrial import receptor subunit TOM6 homolog. NCBI's taxonomy places the organism in Eukaryota, Viridiplantae, Streptophyta, Magnoliopsida, Rosales, Rhamnaceae. The coding region runs from base 106 to 270 and encodes 54 amino acids. The record is from RefSeq and is a predicted model, not a curated record. The transcript is spliced from 2 exons. Gene Ontology annotation, cellular component: mitochondrial outer membrane translocase complex.